AUGACACUCAACAACACCCAAAAAGCCAAAAUCCACAAAGUCAUCGACGAAUUCGCCCGCGCUCCCCUGGAGGCCACGCCAAUCGCCCAAAAGCCUCUGUCAGCAACACCAGAGACAGUCCUUGCGAUGGUUCUUGACGCCCUGCUUAAGUCACGACCAAUUUCUCACGAACUAUCGCAAAAGGCAGUCAACCACAUAAUCGAUGUCGGAUACCAUGAUAUCGAGAAACUGAGCAACAGCAGCUGGGAAGAGAGGGCAAUGGUCUUGGCGGAAGGAGGAUAUAAUCGAUAUAAUGAGAAAGAGGCAACAAAUCUGGGGGAAUUGGUACGGUUGGUAGAGGGGAAGUAUGACGGAGAUCUCAACAACCUCCUAAAAAACGUAAACCGCAACCCAUCAAAAGCCCGACAACUAGUCAAAGAAGUCAAAGGACUAGGCGAUCUAGGCGUCGAUAUCUUCUUCAACAAUGUGCAGAGUAUCUGGCCCUCGAUGGCGCCAUCAAUCGAUGCACGAAGUUUGAAGACAGCGGCAGAGAUUGGGAUUGGGGGAGAUGUUGAUGUCAUAUAUUCUGAGUUGAAGCGUAAUUCAUUGCAGAUGAGUAUAUUUGCAAAUGGAUUGUCUGAAGUGAGCCGGAUUGUUAACCUGGUCGUGGCGGUGAUCAUGGUGCUGGGUGGUAUUGCGCAGUUCUUCCCCAUCUCCAUGAGCUCCAUCAUUGCUGGAAUCUACGUUAUCCUCUUUGGUGUCGUUGUCGGUGGGUUGGAAUUCCUGCCUCACGUGCCGGACUAUGUCUACCGCUAUGCGUCUUUCCUCUUCUCCUUCUUGGGACGAGGUGUUUUCUACAUCUUCGUUGGAUCGCUCUUGCUGCACGACGGUGUUUUGCGUUACAUUGCCGGUUCCAUUGUCGGUUUCAUCGGUGUUGGAUACCUGGCCCUCGAGUUCAUUCCCUCCAUCGAGCCCCCUUCAAACAUGCGCGAGGCCGACCAGGGCUGGGGUGCUGAGCAGGUUUAA
Molecule: messenger RNA, 1005 nt
Organism: Aspergillus wentii DTO 134E9
Lineage: Eukaryota; Fungi; Ascomycota; Eurotiomycetes; Eurotiales; Aspergillaceae
Exons: 5
Coding region: 1-1005 (334 amino acids)
Biological process (GO): vesicle-mediated transport
Cellular component (GO): Golgi membrane
Source: RefSeq, a predicted model, not a curated record